Paramisgurnus dabryanus is the source of this 2574-nucleotide messenger RNA. RefSeq names its product protocadherin alpha-2-like. The record is from RefSeq and is a predicted model, not a curated record. Gene Ontology annotation, cellular component: plasma membrane. Gene Ontology annotation, biological process: homophilic cell-cell adhesion. Gene Ontology annotation, molecular function: calcium ion binding. NCBI's taxonomy places the organism in Eukaryota, Metazoa, Chordata, Actinopteri, Cypriniformes, Cobitidae.
CAGUCGAGAAUGUAGAGGCCUCGUUUUGUGUCUGUGAAAUGGAGUAUUGUCUUCGAUUAAUUCGCAUUGAUAUUACUUGGAAUACCAUCUUUCUAUCUGCGCAUCGUUGCUCAGGCUUCAUCUGAUGUCAUAAUGUUCUCACCGAAUAGAAGAAAAUCUUUUGUGAUCUGUAUUGUGUUUGUUCUUUUGGAGUGUUGUUUUAAUGCCGUAUCCGGACAGCUGUCCUAUUCGGUACAAGAAGAGGUGAAUCCGGGAACAUCAGUGGGAAAUAUCGCUAAGGAAUUAAACCUUAAUGUUCAGGAACUGGAGUCGCGCAUGUUUCAGAUUGUUACGGGAUCCAAGAAAAAUUUUUUUGAGGUAAAUCUAAAAACUGGAUUUUUGUAUGUACAUGAUAGAAUAGACAGAGAGGAGCUUUGUGCCAAAUCACCUAAAUGUACGAUUAAUGUAGAAGCCGUUAUCAGCAAUCCAACGAAGCUUUAUCAAAUAGAAAUUAGUAUUUUGGACGUUAAUGAUAAUUCGCCGUCUUUCAGUGAGAAAUCACAGACGCUAGAUAUUGCGGAAAGCACCUUGCCAGGGGUUAGAUUUCCCUUGCAACAGGCCACAGACGCAGAUGUUGGAAAAAAUUCUAUAAGUACAUAUAAGCUUAACUCAAAUGAAUAUUUUUCUUUAGCUGUGAACAAAGGAGGAGAGCAGAGUGUAUCUGCUGAGUUGGUGCUGCAGAAAGCUUUAGAUCGAGAGAAACAGUCUGUGAUCCAGCUCACACUGACCGCUGUAGACGGAGGAACACCAUCGAAAACUGGAACAUCUCUUAUAUUAAUAAAAGUUUUGGAUAAUAAUGAUAAUGUUCCCAUUUUCAGUAAAUCGUUGUAUAAAACAACUAUUUUUGAAAAUGUGGCUAUUGGAACGACGAUUGCUGUGUUAAAUGCGACAGACAUUGAUGAAGGACCAAAUAGCGAAAUUGUUUAUUCUUUAUACAAAAGAGAUCAAAGUAAAAUUUUGCAGCUUUUUGAAAUUGAUCCUAAUUCAGGGGCAAUCACAGUGAAAGAUAACAUAGAUUUCGAGGAGCACAAUGCUUUUGAGAUCCGCGCACAGGCCAGUGACAAAGGGCAGCCUCCGAUGUCUGCGCACUGCAAAGUGCUGGUAGAAGUGUUGGAUAUUAACGACAAUAGGCCAGAGAUAUCUGUGACGUCACUUCUCUCUACAGUAAAAGAGGAUGCGAGUAUUGGAACCGCUGUCGCUCUCGUGUCGGUGAUUGACGGCGAUGGUGGCAAAAACGGCAUGGUAAAUUGCGUUGUGUCCAACAAAGUGCCAUUUAAACUUGAGACAAAUUACAAAAACUAUUAUACUUUAGUUGUAAACGGUCCUCUGGACAGAGAGAGCGCGCAUGAGUAUAAUGUUACCAUCACAGCUACUGAUGAAGGGACUCCGCCUCUCUCUAGUAGCAGUGCCAUUACUCUGCACGUGUCUGAUGUGAAUGACAACGCGCCGCGCUUUCCAGAGCCCAUCUUUAAUGUUUAUGUGAAAGAAAACAGUCAGAUCGGAGCUGUUAUUCAUACAGUGUCUGCGUUUGAUCCUGAUGUAGGUGAUAAUGCCCGGAUCACAUAUUCAUUAGUAGAAAGCUCUAAAAGCAGCCCGGUAACAUCAAUGAUCAACAUAAACUCUGACAGUGGAGAUAUACACAGUUUGCAAUCUUUCAACUAUGAGGAGAUAAAAACGUUUCAGUUUAAAGUUAAGGCCACAGACUCUGGUGUUCCUCCGCUCAGCAGUAACGUGACUGUCAAUGUUUUUAUUCUGGAUGAGAACGACAAUAGUCCCGGGAUUCUCGCGCCCUAUACCGAGCACGGUUCCGUUAACACCGAGAACAUUCCCUAUUCUGCAGAGGCGGGCUACUUUGUGGCCAAGAUCAGGGCUGUAGAUGCGGACUCCGGUUACAAUGCGCUGUUGUCUUAUCACGUCUCUGAACCCAAAGGAAACAAUCUGUUUCGAAUCGGAACCAGCAGCGGAGAGAUCAGGACUAAGAGGAGAAUGAGUGACAAUGAUUUAAAAACUCACCCGCUGGUGAUUUUGGUUUGUGAUAACGGAGAGCCCUCAAUGUCUGCGACUGUGUCUAUUGAUGUCGUAGUUGUUGAAAACACAGGUGACGUCAAGACUCAGUUCAGACAUGUACCACUGAAGGAGGAGAGUUUCUCGAAUUUAAAUCUUUAUUUGCUGAUAGGCAUUGUGUCUGUGUCAGUCAUCUUUUUAUUGAGCCUUAUCGGUUUGAUAGCUGUAAAAUGUCACAGAACAGACAGCAGUUUGGGCAGGUACAGCACCCCAAUGAUCACCACACACCCUGACGGAAGCUGGUCUUACUCCAAAUCCACUCAACAGUAUGACGUGUGCUUUAACUCGGAUACACUUAAGAGUGACGUGGUGGUUUUCCCUGCGUCAUUUCCGCCUGCAGAUGCAGAAUUGAUCAGUAUUAAUGGAGGAGACACUUUUACCAGAACACAAACACUUCCAAAUAAAGAGAAGGUAAGAAAUGUUAGACUCUUUAAUUGUUUAAUUAUUUUCGGCCGUGUAUUUAUUAUUUAG